AUGGGCUGCGGGGCCGGCAAGGUGCUGCCUGAAGCGUCCAAGAAAGGCUAUGUAAGUGUGGUGCAAUCAAUCGUGGCCUUCAGUAAAGCGCAGGAUGAUGAUGAGCCAAGGAAGCACAAGGAGAAGACGAAGAGUUCAUGGCUUGCCACCGGCAGUGGGGCUCACCACCAGCCGCCUUCAAACACCCGCCAGCAGGCUCUCAGAGACGGACAACAGCAGGACAAAGUUGCCAAGUACAGGGCCAAGUUUGAUCCCCGUGUCACGGCAAGAUACGACGUCAAGGCUCUGAUCGGCCGUGGGAGCUUCAGCCGGGUGGUGCGCGUGGAGCACAGAGCGACGCGCCGGCCCUUCGCCAUCAAAAUGAUGGAGGUCAAGGCCCCCGGAGGCCGCGAGGUGUGCGCGUCCGAGCUGGCAGUGCUGCGGCGGGUCAGCCACGCCAAUGUGAUUCAGCUGGUUGAGGUGCUUCAGACUCCACAGCGGGUCUACAUGGUGCUGGAGCUGGCCACAGGGGGGGAACUCUUGGACCGGGUCGUCACCACGGGGCGCUUCACGGAGCGGGAUGCCACCCGGGCCCUGCGGAUGGUGCUGGCUGCAGUCGGGUACCUCCACGGCCUUGGUAUCACACACAGAGACCUGAAACCGGAGAAUCUCCUGUACUAUCACCCCGGGGCCGACUCCAGGCUGCUGGUGACCGACUUUGGACUGGCCACUUUUGGAGGCGCCGGUCGUGGGUGUGACAGAUCAGGAGCAGACGAGGGAAGCGAUGAAGGUGCGAAAGGAGACGACUGGUCCCUGAGAACCACCUGUGGCACCCCUGAGUACAUGGCCCCUGAAAUGGUGCUGAGGAGACCCUAUUCAUGUGCAGUGGACAUGUGGGCCCUCGGGGUGAUUGCCUACAUCGUUCUGAGCGGGUCCAUGCCCUUCGAGGACGACAGCCGCACACGACUCUACAGAGCCAUUCUGAGAGGGAAGUACAGCUUCCGUGGGGAUCCUUGGCCGUCUGUGUCCAGCCCAGCCAAAGACUUCAUCCAGCACCUGUUGGCGUCUGACCCGGCCGCCCGUCUGACUGCCGAGCAAGCCAUCCGUCAUCCCUGGGUGGCCACCAUGGCAGCCGGCUCCUCCAUGAGGAACCUGCAUCGAUCCAUCUCCCAGAACCUGAGGCAGCGGGCAUCGCGCACCUCGUCCCGCUGCCCAAGCAGCACUGGGGGACUCAGCAGAGCCAGCAGCAGCGCGGGCCGGGGAAGGCUAAUGUCGCUGGACAGGAACCAGGAGCUCGAUACAGCAGCCGCAGCAGCAGGAGCAAGCAGAGCAGCAGGACCUGACUCGGCCUCAGAGAGCCAUACACCAACCUGCAGCACAGGUUCAGCCAGAGGGCUCCAGGAUCACCAGCACCACCCAGCCAGAGCAUCACAUUCAUGGGAAGGCUAA
Messenger RNA from Myripristis murdjan (pinecone soldierfish), 1428 nucleotides. RefSeq names its product serine/threonine-protein kinase H1-like. Lineage: Eukaryota; Metazoa; Chordata; Actinopteri; Holocentriformes; Holocentridae. The record is from RefSeq and is a predicted model, not a curated record. The transcript has 3 exons. Bases 1 to 1428 code for a protein of 475 amino acids. Gene Ontology annotation, biological process: protein phosphorylation. Gene Ontology annotation, molecular function: protein kinase activity; ATP binding.